AUGAGAUACGCUGUAUUUGUAACAGGACCUGCUGGAGCCGGCAAGACUACCUUUUGCAAAAACGCCGUGCAGCAUUUGCAGACAGUCAAGCGCACUGUCCAUUGGGUUAAUCUGGAUCCUGCGGCGGAUCCAGAGACGUACGAGUUUGCACCAACGAUUGAUAUUCGGGAUCUCAUCAGUCUAGACGAUGUCAUGAGCGAAUUGGGUUUUGGUCCGAAUGGUGGAUUGGUCUACUGCUUUGAGUAUCUUUUACAAAACUUGGAUUGGCUCGACGAGGAACUAGGAGACUAUACUGAUGACUAUUUAAUCAUCGACUGCCCUGGCCAAAUAGAGCUAUAUACACAUCACCCAAUUCUUCCCACACUCGUUGCGCACUUUAAGCAGAUGGGUAUACGGACGUCGGCCGCAUAUUUCGUCGAGUCCCAGUUCAUGGAAGACAAAUACAAGUUCUUUAGUGGGGUACUUUCUGCAAUGUCGGCCAUGGUCAAUUUGGAGAUUCCCUGGAUCAAUGUCAUGUCAAAGAUGGAUCUCGUCAGCACACGGUCCAAAGAUCCAGCAAGUGGCCGGAACGGAUACCUCGACCCUGACCCACUUCUCAUUGCUCCUUCUGCGGUCGAAGAGGACGAGAAGCAACUCAAUAAGCGGUUUCAUUCCUUGAAUAGAGCGAUUGCGCAACUAAUAGAAGAGCACCCCCUCGUCUCGUUUUUGCCAUUGGACCUGACAGUGACGGAAUCAAUAGAACGAAUCAUAAGUCACAUCGACUACACGAUGCAAUAUGGGGAAGACGAAGAACCAAAAGAGCCAAAUGACAUGGACGAUGGAGACUUUUAA
This is a messenger RNA of Serendipita indica DSM 11827, 831 nucleotides long. Lineage: Eukaryota; Fungi; Basidiomycota; Agaricomycetes; Sebacinales; Serendipitaceae. The record is from the annotation of a GenBank genome assembly.